Zygotorulaspora mrakii is the source of this 1515-nucleotide messenger RNA. It is a transcript of the gene APJ1, whose product is annotated as Apj1p. Gene Ontology annotation, biological process: protein refolding. Gene Ontology annotation, cellular component: nucleus; cytosol; cytoplasm. The record is from RefSeq and is a predicted model, not a curated record. The transcript has a single exon. Gene Ontology annotation, molecular function: Hsp70 protein binding. Lineage: Eukaryota; Fungi; Ascomycota; Saccharomycetes; Saccharomycetales; Saccharomycetaceae. Bases 1 to 1515 code for a protein of 504 amino acids.
AUGGGUAAAUUUAUGGAACUAUAUAAUAUUUUGAAUCUGCCAGCAGAGGCAACAACGGCGGACAUUAAGAAAGCCUACAGGAUUUUGGCGCUGAAAUAUCAUCCCGAUAAGAAUAAUCAUUCUGAGGAAUCAAAGGCAAAGUUUUUGAAAGUAUGCUCUGCGUAUGAGAUUUUGAGCGACAACCAUAAGAGAGAAUUAUAUGACCAGUAUGGGACUACCGAUGAAAUCGCAAUUAAGCAGCAGCAGCAACAACAACAGAGAGGGUUCAUGGGAGAAUCAUCGUUCUUCAGGUCAACUGGUCCCAUGGGGAUGUCGCCUGGUGAUUUGUUUUCACAAUUUUUUGAUAACGUAUCUUCUAUGCCUAUGCCUGGAUUUGGAAGUCGUAAGAGCAAUAUGUCGGGAUGGAACGUUUCCGUACCAUCUCAAUCAUCAAGCACGAGUCGUGGUCCAGAUAUAAGGCAUUCUUUGAACUGCACAUUAUCAGCUCUUUAUUAUGGUAAAAAAACAAAACUAGGCCUUAAUAGGCGGCGCAUUUGUCAAAGUUGUGGAGGCCUUGGGGGCAUGAAAAAAAGAGAUUGUAAAAGGUGUCAGGGACAAGGUCAAAUCACGGAGACACGCAGGAUGGGGCCCAUGGUGCAGACCUGGACACAAACUUGUCCGGAUUGCGGGGGUAGUGGAUAUCUAAUGAAGAAUAGCGAUCUUUGCAAGGAUUGUCAUGGAGAAUGCUAUAUUAAAGAGCGUAAAAUAUUUGAUGUUGAGGUUAAACCGGGUAUGAACCACGGCCAAGCGAUUUUGCUUCCAGGAGAAGCUGAUGAAAUAAUAACUACAAGCUAUGGCACUGAGAAGGUUGUGCCAGGUGACGUCGUUAUAACAAUCAAUCAGGUGACAGACCAAAAAUUUCAAAGAUGUAACAAAAACGGUUGUGAUCUAGUGAUGAGACACUGUAAAAUACCACUUUUAACAAGUCUCUGCGGUGGUGAAAUUUAUAUAGAUGGACAUCCAAACAACCGACUUCUCAAGAUUUCCAUCAUUCCGGGCGAAAUCAUCAAGCCAAACUGUUUCAAAAGCGUUGAGAACAUGGGGAUGCCCAGGUAUAUCAAUCAAAAGGAUAGCCAGGGGAACAUAAUAACGGAAGGUUACGGCAACCUUUACAUUCAGUUUGAAGUCGACUUUCCAGAUAAACUCGAACCAGAGACUGUUCAGAAUCUGAUGCAGGUUCUCAAAAACGAUAAAAGUGUAAAAGAUCAAUUAACGUCACAGGAAAGUACCGUUUACGACAGGCUGGAUGAUUGCAUUGAAAUGGAAGACCACGUUUUAAGCGAUUUCGUGCCAAAUUUCAAUGACAUAAACUCUACGCAUAAAAAAUCAAAACACAACAGUGGAGACAAAUCCGGCAAUAGGAAGAGAGCUCGUGACAGCUUUGAUAGUCAACAGGAUGACCUGGAAUUCGACUCCGAUUGUAGCUCAUCUAACGACAGGGAUAAGGCUGAACCUCAGGAUUGUACUAUUCACUAA